GUGAUUAUGCCGAGGACCUAUUUGCCCAUUAGCCAAAUCACUGAUGAAACACGCCACUGGACUGCGUUCAUUCAAGUCGUUGAAAGAGCGCCGAUUCAAACAAGCAAAAGUAAUCCGCAGGUGCUCUAUCGAAGAUACUUAUUCACUGAUGGAGAGGUGCGGCUAGAAACCCCGCUGUACCAAGUUGGCCCGUACGAAUUCAAUUGGCUCCUGCAUAAAAAGACUUUAGUUGAGGAGUUUGAAGAAGAGGUGCCUCCUCCACUUCCAUGCCAAAUCGAAAUUCACGCGUUUGAGGAUUUGCACAGAUAUGCUGAUACAGAAAAUCCCAGAAUUGCAAUUGAAGACGCAACCGGAAACAUACAUGCAAUGUUGUAUGAUUCAGAUGCUGAGCGAGUAAUUCCAUUUAAUGGGACUGACUUAUUUGAAGCCGAACAGCAGGGGGUAGAUUUGACAGGUCAAAUUACAGUAGCAAUGAAUGAACAUCGUGUGGUUUGCUUCAUCAAACACUACGAAUCGACUCACCACACCGUCCUAAAGCUUUAUACAGUUGAUGCCAUGCAAGCAGACAAAAAUUUCCUCGAACCUAAGCACCUGGUAGAACAAGCAUCAGCCUCAGCUUCAAUCAAGGUACCAGACAAAGUGCUCUUCAGUCCAACACUCAAAAACGUUCUGACCUCCCUCACUCCAGCACGCGAAAAACCUGCACCACUUGCAUCUUCGGAACCGGCAGUCAAAAAACGCAUCAACUUCGACAACCAACAAUCCUCCACCAUAGGAAGCAACACCCCAUUCACACAAAUUCCUGAAACAUCCACCCAAACAGCUCAGCAAACCACCCCGGCAUGUGAUACAACCCCGACAAAGAAAAGUCGUCCAAAAAUGGACUAA
This is a messenger RNA of Striga asiatica, 888 nucleotides long. The record is from the annotation of a GenBank genome assembly. Lineage: Eukaryota; Viridiplantae; Streptophyta; Magnoliopsida; Lamiales; Orobanchaceae.